Molecule: messenger RNA, 243 nt
Organism: Ceratina calcarata
Lineage: Eukaryota; Metazoa; Arthropoda; Insecta; Hymenoptera; Apidae
Exons: 1
Source: RefSeq, a predicted model, not a curated record
AGUUCCUUAGGAUCAGAGAGAGAUAUAUUACUGAAACAAUUGAAAUUAGCCCUAGCUCAGUCCAUUGACGACGACGUUAGGAACAUUAGUACAAGAGACAUUAUAUUGCCUAAUGGGAAGAAGAUUCAAUUAAUAGAUUCGUCUAGUAGUUUGACUUCUAAUUUACCCACUGACGGGUCAACUCUGACCACUUCCACGUUAGCACUGACCACUUCUACUACUAUUAAACCUCCAAAGGCUAUU